AUGUUUGACCCAUCCAACCCACCACCUCCAAAGCAACACAGCAAAGGGUUUUUUAUCUCAGAAAACGAACUUCCAAGCACCGAAGAGGACGAAGACACGAAACCUCUCGAAAAUUCUUCUUUCUGCAAUAGAGAUGUAGCUGAAAGACGCGGAAGUGAUGUUCUUCUCAAAGUGACCAUCAAAUCAUGCGACAAUUUAAUACCAGCCGAUUGGAAUGGCUUUUCAUACUGUGAAUGUCGUCUGUUCACGUCAUCACCAAUAAUUGAAACGAGUCUUGAAAUUAAUCAUCAAUCCAGUGCAACAACCUCUCUCACACCAUCUUCAGCUGCAAAUUCCGUGGACUCACUCUCUCAGAACGAAAUAGCUCAUUCUAUAGGAGCCACCAUUGCAGCUGCAUCUUUUAGUGCAAAAAAUCAAAAAGCAGCUUCAUUCUUCAAUCGCAAACCAACUAAGAAUUCACUCAUUUCUCAGAAAAGCAUGUCACACAUGACGAUGAAAAGAAGUGACUGUGGAAAUACUCUCAUUACGGACUCUCCAACAAAAGAAGAAUCAAAAAACGAUCAAGUCAUUAGGGACGAUUUAUCACAAGAAUCAAAAACUCCUGUUUUGUGGUCUCAACUCGGAAAACACACCAAAUCUUCAAUCAUUUUUAAAAAUUUAAAUCCUAUAUGGGGAGAGAAUGGAGAAUGUAUGACAUUUCAUAUUGACAGAGAAAUAUUUGAUGCCAUCACUUUGCAACAAUCACAAAGAGAUCGAACAAAAUUUGUUCUUCGUAUUGAUGUCUUUGAUUAUGACAAAUAUACGAAAGAUGACAUUUUAGGUCAUUGCGUUGUUGAUUUAGAGCAUGAACAACUUUUUUCAAUUUAUAACACUAGGAAAAUGAAGUUACUUUCUAAACCAUUAUUAGGAGUGAAACAUGGAGCGAUAAAUUUCGACAUUGCUCUCUAUGAUGAAACCACAAUUUUUGGUGUUGAAUUACAAGAAGUGUUAGAACGGAAAAGAGAACAAGGCAAUAAGAUUCCAAAAUGCAUUGAUACUCUGUACGACUAUUUGUUAGAAAAUUGCUGUGAGACAGAAGGAGUCUUAAGAAUUCCAGGAGCAAGAGCUCAAAUUUUAAAUAUAAAGAGAGCAAUGGAUGCCAUGAUUGAGUUACCGACUGGAAAAUUCUUUGAAACAUUUGUUCAUGAGGAUGUGACUGCAGAGUUUGUUCACACUGCGCUCGGUGUCAUGAAAGAAUAUUUAAGACUUUUACCAACACCAAUUAUUCAAUAUGAACUCUAUGAUGAAUGUUUGGCUUUUAUUGAGUCAAAAUCAGAAAAGACCUUUGAAAAAUUUGAGAAAAUUCUUCGCCAAGUGAACCGAUACCAUGUUCCUCUGUUCAUUCGAACUUUGGAUUUAAUCAAAAAAAUUACUGAUCAUUCUCUCAAUAAUAAGAUGACUCCUCGAAAUGUUGGAAUUGUGAUGGGACCAAAUUUGUUAAAAAAGAAAAAUCAAUCGGCUGAGUUGCAAAUGAGACAUACGAACCACAUUGCUGCAUUUGUAGAGUAUCUCAUUCAAUACUAUGAUCAAUCGAGAAGAGUUUUACAAGAGGUGAGUGAUGAAGGUUUCACACAACGUGAACGUUUACAAAAUGUGAUGGAUUCUCUACAAUUUGUGGAUGUUCAUGAUGAUGUGGAUUCUAUUCAUGAUGAUGAUGACGUAAAUGAACAAGAUCAUCAAAAUGAAGCAUUAACGUCAACAGCAGAAGCACAUCAUGAUCAACAAAAGCACUACACACAAGAGGAUUUAUCGAAUUUGCCAAAGAGUAUGAACAACAAGGAGAAUGCUUGUGUAUGCAUCCAAGUGACCUCAUGUUCUCCCACCAUGAUGGAUGGACAAAACACUGUAGAUGCAUCUGUUGAUCAUGGGAGGUCAUGUGAACAGAACUGA
Messenger RNA from Naegleria fowleri, 1929 nucleotides. RefSeq lists its product as uncharacterized. Gene Ontology annotation, molecular function: GTPase activator activity. Bases 1 to 1929 code for a protein of 642 amino acids. Gene Ontology annotation, biological process: signal transduction; activation of GTPase activity. The record is from RefSeq and is a predicted model, not a curated record. Lineage: Eukaryota; Heterolobosea; Eutetramitea; Acrasida; Naegleriidae. The transcript is spliced from 3 exons.